AUGGACCUCGACAACCUACCCAGUGACGACGCUCGUCCGAAUUUGAACGACGCCGAUUCUCGAGAGGUCGCGGACAAGCGGCAGACUAAGAACAAGAGCAAGGAAAGCGAUCCCUCCGCUGCAGCCGCCAGCAAGCGACGAUGCGUAAGCACUGCCUGCAUCGCCUGUCGCCGACGCAAAAGUAAAUGCGAUGGCAACCUCCCCAAAUGUGCCGCCUGCGCCUCAGUAUACCUGACCGACUGCGAAUACGCUCCGCAUACCGACCAUCGUCGGAAAGGCGUCUACAAGAAGGAUGUCGAUAGCCUCAAGACCAAGAAUUCUACCUUACAACUGCUGAUUCAAGCAAUCCUGAACGCGGACGAGGAAGAUGUCGGCGAGCUGGUGCGCCAGAUUCGCACAUGCGACAGCCUCGAAGAUCUUGCAGCCAGUAUAGAAGCCGGCGACAAGAUCACGGCCCCGGCCCCUCCGGACUCGCCCCUAGCGAGUCUGCAGCCACCAGAGGUCCCUCAGUUUGAAGCAGAGUUGUCAGGGAAGAUGGGCGACUUAUGGCUGGACGGCUCCGUUAAGUUCAUCGGUGGGACGUCCAACCUGAUCUGGAUGCCGGAUAGUCUCGACCAGCGCACCAUUGGCUCGUCGCCCUCAAGCAGUCUGGCCGACGUCGUCAAGCCCAAAGAGGAAGCUAUCCUGUCCUGGACCACUGUCACUCAGGACACGGACUUGAUCUUACAUUUCCUGAACAUGUAUUUCUGCUGGCACUACUCCUACUUCACUACUCUGUCCAAAGAGCUCUUCUACCGCGACUUCCUGACGGGAAACCCAUCACAGUAUUGCUCAUCGCUGCUCGUCAACGUUAUGCUGGCUCUUGGAUGCCACUUCUCCAAUAAGCCUGCCGCGAAAGAAGAUCCUGACGAUUCGACCACCACCGGUGAGCAUUAUUUCAAGGAGGCGAAAAGACUAUUGUACGAAGACGAUGAAUUCGCCAACGCAAAACUUUGCACGGUCCAGGCACUUGCCUUGAUGUCAGUUCGGGAGGCUGGCUGUGGCCGUGAGAGCAAAGGCUGGGUGUACAGCGGCAUGAGCUUUCGUAUGGCUGCCGAUCUGGGCCUCAACGUCGAUGCACAGCCAAUGAACGAAUCAUCACGUUUAUCAGAUGAAGAUAUUGACGCCAGGAGAAUCACCUUCUGGGGCUGCUUCCAUUUUGACAAGUGCUGGUCCAACUACCUGGGCCGCCAACCCCAGCUUCAACUUUCCCAUAUAACCGUGCGCAAGCCCGAAGUGUUUCCAUCAGAAGACUCGGAGCUGUGGUCGCCAUAUACAGACUCGGGCAUUGUUCAAGCCAAUGCGCAACCUGCCCGGACUCGCACCGUCGCUCUCCAGAUUUCGCAGCUCGCAGAAAUCUCUGGUGACCUGCUCGCCUCUUUCUAUCAUCCCAACCUAUUGGACAAACCUCUGAGUAAGCAGACCGAGCUAAAAAGGCUGAGCGACAUCCAUACACGCCUUGAAGCCUGGAAGAAAGAGCUGCCAGCUGAGCUCGAUGCUCGAGAAGCGCAACUCCCACAGGUGCUCCUAAUGCAUAUGUUCUACCAACUGCUCUAUAUCCACCUCUAUCGACCCUUUCUCAAAUACACGAAACAGACCUCACCACUUCCAUCUCAUGUAUCACCACGCAAAUUCUGUACCCAAGCUGCUGGGGCGAUAUCAAAGCUUUUUCGCCUCUAUAAAAGAACUCAUGGACUGCGGCAGAUCUGCAACAUUGCCAUAUACAUUCUCCACACGGCAUGCACCAUCCACCUACUCAACAUUCCGGACAAGAAUGCCAAGCGAGACGUAGUGCACGGCAUCAAACACAUGGAGGAAAUGGGUGAGUGUUGGACCAUGGCUCGCCGCAACAUGGAGAUUGUGCGCGUUUGUGCUGAAAAGUGGAAAGUCGAGAUUCCAGAGGAGGCUGAGGCAGCAUUUGCGAGAGCUAAAUUGAAAUGGUCCCUCGGUGUUCAGGCGCCAUCACCCAAUACUGGACCUUUCAGCAACCUGGUUCAACGCAUGGGCAACCAGCCAAUGUCUGAGUUGAUGGCUCAGAAUGUACAGGCUCAACGCGAGCGUCAGCAAUCGUUCCAGCCGUUCAGUUCCUUCGAUCCGCAGCACAGCAUUUUGCAGAUGCAAGGUGGCUUGUCUGCUGGGAUGGCACCUUCACCCGCCGACACCGACGACACAAGGCGAUCGUCAGGUCAAUUGUCACUGCCUCCGCAGUCCGCGCUAGAUCUCGUCCGAGGAGCGCACCGAAGUAGACCUUCAACGCAUCUGACCAAGGCGCAACAGGACGCAUGGAAUGUACACCAAGCCCGUCUGGCCUCGACUUCAGGCACUUCGGGUACAGCCGCCCCCCAGAACGAGCGAAACGCCAACGCCGCUCGUUUGUUCGGUGGUGUGGACAGCUUGAUCGAGGACUCACAGGACUGGUGGUUCAAGGACCAGUCUCAGCUGGCUGUGGGCUUCGACAACUGGAACGCGCCUACUCAAGACUGGUACGGCCUUGAUGGACCAGCCUUCAGUUCCGGAGGGGACGUCAAGGGGACUCAGCAGAUGGCAGGGUCUAUGUAUGGGACCUCAACCGGCUCCAUGUCCUACGGGCAGCAGUACAGCGGCGCCGGCAUGAAUAACGGCGCAACCGCGACAAUGAGUAACGGCAACUCGAUGACCAACACUAAUGGAUAUCAACAGAUGAAUUACGAUGAUGACACAUUUUACUGA
Messenger RNA from Cyphellophora europaea CBS 101466, 2748 nucleotides. RefSeq lists its product as uncharacterized. Gene Ontology annotation, molecular function: DNA binding; DNA-binding transcription factor activity, RNA polymerase II-specific; zinc ion binding. The transcript is spliced from 2 exons. The record is from RefSeq and is a predicted model, not a curated record. Bases 1 to 2748 code for a protein of 915 amino acids. Lineage: Eukaryota; Fungi; Ascomycota; Eurotiomycetes; Chaetothyriales; Cyphellophoraceae. Gene Ontology annotation, biological process: regulation of DNA-templated transcription; DNA-templated transcription.